CCACUACACGGGGUCUGGCGCGGUCGACUGGACCAAAAUAGAAGGCCAGAUCACUGUAAAAAAUUAUUUUCACUGAUACUAUAUUUCCAUUUCAACUCCCAGUUACUUGGACAUUUACCGUUUCGGUAAUCCAAACCCAAAGGAAGCGACCACACCAGCCUAUCCCGUUAUAAUACAGUCAUGCAUGUUGUAGCAAUUCCAACAUUUCUCAUUUCUGAAUUUUCAAUUCUUUAGAUUGGAUCUCCCUUUACCGCGAUUUAUCAAAACCCUAGCUCGAUCCGCCGUCGCCUCCAGCGAUCAAAGCUCCCUCUUAUUCUCUCUCUUUCAGAGGGGGAGGAGAUUGAGUGAUCUAUUACGAUGCAGCACAUUCCAGCGACGGUCGAGGAACAGUUGUUUCUGAAAGCGAUUAGGGAAGAAUGUCCUUGGGAGAAUUUGCCCAAACGGCUUCAAGCCGCUCUUAAUUCUAAAGAAGAAUGGCACCGAAGGAUCAUCAACCAUUGUAUCAAGAAAAGGCUCCAAUGGAACACUUGUUUUGCUCGCAAAGUAUGCAAAGAAAGUGAGUAUUAUGAAGAGAUGAUGCGUUACUUGCGAAAGAAUCUUGCGUUAUUCCCUUACCACCUUGCGGAGUAUGUUUGCCGUGUGAUGAGGGUAUCUCCCUUCCGAUAUUACUGUGAUAUGAUAUUCGAGGUUAUGAAAAAUGAGCAACCUUAUGACAGCAUCCCAAAUUUCAGUGCUGCUGAUGCUUUGAGACUUACGGGAAUUGGGAGAAAUGAAUUCAUUGAUAUCAUGAACAAGUGCAGGUCUAAGAAAAUUAUGUGGAAGCUGAACAAAUCGAUCGCGAAAGAGUUGUUACCUACCCAACCUGUAGACUUUCCGAUUGAAACUUGGUGGGGAAUUUGUCUUGUUAACUUUACCCUAGAAGAGUUUAAGAAGCUUUCAGAAGAAGAAAUGGCAACAAUAGAUAAAAUCUGCAAGGAAGAAGCUAAUGCAUUUAUCCUGUUUGAUCCUGACAUUGUAAAAGGUCUUUAUCGACGGGGAUUGGUUUAUUUUGAUGUCCCUGUCUAUCCAGAUGACCGGUUUAAAGUUUCUAGGCUUGAAGGGUUUAUUUCAAAUAAGGAGCAGUCUUAUGAGGAUCCUAUUGAGGAGUUGCUGUAUGCUGUUUUUGUUGUUUCAAGUGAGAAUGCUACUGUUGCUGAGCUGGCAUCAACCUUACAAGCGGAUCUUAGUCAACUGCAGGCUGCUGCAUCUUUUGUUUGUCGCUUGGGAUGGGCAGUAAAAGUAAUUGACCCGGCAUCUGUUCUUCAAGAAAACACAAGCGUACCUCCUCAUGGUGUCAGCCUUACAGAUGAAGAAGAUCCCUCUCACCCUAGUUCAACCUCAGCAAAUAUGUCCACUGAUGGUGAGGCUGCUCAACAAGGAGAUUUUUGGGGGACAGAAAACCAGGGGCCGCAUUCUAGUGAUGCUCGGGUUGCUUUUGUUGUUGAUGCUAAUAUAACAUCUUAUCUUAUGAUGGGCUCUGUUUCACCAGGACUGAAAUCUCUUGCUGUGACAUUAUAUGAAGCUGGGAAAUUAGGCCAUGCUAGCAUUGCAGAUCUGUGCAAAGACCUGAGCACUUUGGAGGGAACAAAAUUUGAGGGAGAGUUGCAGGAAUUUGCAAAUCAUGCAUUCAGUCUCCGCUGUGUUUUGGAGUGUCUACUAUCAGGUGGAGUUGCCACUGAUAAAGCUGUGGAAAUUGCUGAUAGAAUGGGAUUGUCAACUUCAGGCAAUGAUGAGUAUAAUCUGAUAGCUGACACCUCAUUGAUUGAUAUUUCAGAACAAUCUGCUACCAAUGAAACUGAAGAAAACAUUAAUAAUACCGGUAAUGUAGAGACAUCACAAGAAGAUGUGGAUGACCCUGUACCUGAAACGGCUGGUGAUGACGGAUCUGCUACCAUAUCAAAAGAUGGUAAGCUAUCAAGUGAGGUUUCCAAGUCAGAUCUGAAUAUCCAGAAUGACGAGAAAUGGAUACAGAUUGAAGGGCCUGACAUAGGAAAAGGAACUUCAAGGAGGAUAAAAAAGUAUCGAGUGGAUAUCCUCCGCUGUGAAAGCUUGGCUGCUCUGCCAAAAGCAACCUUAGAUCGGUUAUUUCUUCGUGACUAUGAUAUCAUUGUGUCUAUGGUUCCACUUCCACAUUCAUCCGUUCUUCCUGGGCCUACAGGUCCCAUUCAUUUUGGUCCUCCUUCUCACUCAUCAAUGACACCAUGGAUGAAAUUGGUGCUAUAUUCAGCAGUAGGUAGUGGGCCUUUAUCAGUUGUUCUGAUGAAAGGACAAUGUCUACGCAUGUUGCCUGCACCAUUAGCUGGUUGUGAGAAGGCCCUUAUAUGGUCUUGGGAUGGUUCAACGAUUGGAGGCUUAGGUGGAAAGCUUGAAGGAAGCUUAGUUAAGGGAAGUGUACUUUUGCACUGUUUAAAUUCGCUUCUCAAAUACUCUGCUGUUAUAGUGCAGCCCUUCAGCAGAUAUGACCUUGAUGGUUCUGGAAAGUUUGUUACACUUGACAUACCCUUGCCUCUUAAGAACUCUGAUGGUUCAGUUGCUCACAUAGGGGAUGAACUAGGACUAUGUGCAGAGGAAUGUUUGAAAUUGAAUGAGCUAUUAACUGAUUUGGCUCACAAGAUAGAGCUAUGGACGGUUGGUUACAUUCGUUUAUUAAAACUUUUUAAAGAAAGAGAAUCAGAUCAUUUUGGCCCUGAUGAGGAGAAAUAUGAAUGGGUUCCACUGAGUGUUGAAUUUGGGAUGCCACUUUUCAGCCCUAAAUUAUGCAAUAAUAUAUGUGAAAGGAUUGUCUCGUCACAGUUACUGCAAUCAGAUUCACUUACUGAGCAUCAUGAUUCAAUGCAAAGUAUACGUAAAAGGUUGCGUGAUGUUUGUGCAGAGUAUCAAGCAACGGGUCCUGCAGCAAAACUUCUUUACCAGAAGGAGCAGCAAAAGGAUCAUUUAAAGGAGUCGAAGCAAUCAAAGCAACUCAUGAACUAUGCUAGUGGAAGGUGGAAUCCACUGCUAGACCCUUCUUCUCCCAUUUCUGGAGCAUCUAGUGAGCAUCAAAGAUUAAAACUUGCCUGUCGACAGCGAUGUCGGACUGAAGUUUUGAGCUUUGAUGGUAGCAUUCUUAGAUCAUAUGCCCUAACUCCUGUAUAUGAAGCUGCAACAAGACCUGUUGAAGAUUCCGCCCCAGUAACCGCAACAAAAGUUGAUCCUGAUGAAACUGAUAGCAAAGAAAUAAUCCUUCCUGGUGUUAACCUUCUUUUUGAUGGUGCUGAGUUGCAUCCCUUUGAUAUAGCUGCUUGUCUGCAGGCUCGCCAGCCAAUUUCCUUAAUAGCAGAGGCAGCAUCUGCCUCGACAUCUUUUGCAAUUAAAUAGGACAUAUAAAUACGAGAAAUGUGGAUAAAAUAUUUGUCCGGAUACUGACGAAUGGGAGUUAUUGUGUCCUUCAUACUGCAUUAUUCUGGUCAUCUGCUUCAUCUAUGAAGUCAUUCUAUGGAUGUGAGCUAGCAGUUUCAUCAAAGGUAAAUAUCAAGAUUUUUUCUGAUGAUAUAUGAUAUACUUAUUUGUUUCAUUGGUUUAAUAAAUUUCUAGGUAUCUUUAUAAGUAUUUUGUGUCAUCAGUUACCAUGAUUAGCCACUUAGCUGCCUUUGGACUACUGUUGUUGCAGAAUGCAUAAGAAGCUAAUCGAGGGGUUAACUUAUUACCUUGUUGUAUCU
Durio zibethinus is the source of this 3737-nucleotide messenger RNA. RefSeq lists its product as uncharacterized. NCBI's taxonomy places the organism in Eukaryota, Viridiplantae, Streptophyta, Magnoliopsida, Malvales, Malvaceae. The record is from RefSeq and is a predicted model, not a curated record.